GGAAGUUCCGGUGGGAGCGCGUCGGGGAGCCGGGAGGAGCGCGCUGGGCCCGCGGGAGAGGUGCCAGUGUCUGAGUCCCUCUCAGUGUAUGUGUGGUAACAACAUGUCUGUCCCCCUCCUCGCUGACGCAGUGACUGUCUCAGGGGCAGAGCGGGAGACUGCCGCGGUCAUUUUUUUACAUGGCCUUGGAGACACGGGGCACAGCUGGGCUGAUGCUCUCUCCUCCAUCCGCCUCCCCUACGUGAAAUACAUUUGCCCUCACGCGCCUCGGAUCCCGGUGACCCUCAACAUGAAGAUGGUUAUGCCCUCCUGGUUUGACCUGAUGGGAUUGACUCCAGAUGCACCUGAGGAUGAAGCUGGGAUCAAGAAAGCUGCAGAAAACAUUAAAGCGAUUAUCGAGCAUGAGAUGAAGAAUGGGAUCCCACCCAACCGCAUCAUCCUAGGGGGCUUCUCACAGGGCGGCGCCCUGUCGCUGUACACGGCUCUCACCUGCCAGCACCAGCUGGCCGGCAUCGUGGCGCUCAGCUGCUGGCUCCCGCUGCACAAGGCCUUCCCGCAGGCGGCGAAUAACGGUGUGAACAAGGACAUCGCCAUCCUGCAGUGCCAUGGGGAAAUGGACCCCAUGAUCCCCGUCCGCUUCGGGGCUCUCACUGCUGAGAAGCUGAAAUCUGUCGUCACCCCCACCAAGGUCCAGUUCAAAACCUACCCCGGCGUGAUGCACAGUUCCUGUCCUCAGGAGAUGAUGGCGGUGAAGGAGUUCAUCGAGAAGCUGCUGCCCCGGAUCUAAGCGGAGCCAAUCGAGACUGUCGCAGGGAAGGAUGCUGAGGUCGCAGCCGCCGAUCUUUCCCCCGUGACCUGUCCGCUGCAAACGGAAGCCAUGGCACCCCACUGCACCUCCUGCCGCACCCCGGCCCCCGCCUCUCCCCAUCUCCUCGCACGGCGUCCUCUCCGGCUGGGGGUGCCCCGUCUCUCCCUGCUGCUCUCGGAGCUGAGAUUGGAGCUGUCUAAGGCGAGUCUUCGAGUGGCCUUUUCUCUCCUCCUCUUGCUCCGAGCGGUUUCUGUGGGGGUCACCACCCCCUCAACUCCCCAUCCAGGCACCGCGGGGUGUGGGUCUGGCGUGGUGCGGGUGACCUGUUUCUCUUGGGUUUGGUUUUUUUCUUUUGUGACAGUAUUAGAGGGGGUGGGACGUGCCCCUGUGCGGCGGGAGGAGUGGUGUGGGCACAUGGCAGGGCUGGGGCAACCUCUGGAGCCUUCCGUGGCCCAGAGCCGCCCUCUGCCCUCGGCCUGUCCUCUCCGCGGCUGCUCUCGGCCUCCGCUCAGGCGACUCACGGGUUUUCGGUCAGAGCUCAGGAACCCGGGACUCUCCUGCAAACACCUCACGGCCCAGGGGAGAGGCUCUGCUCUGGGCUGGAACUGCCAAAGGCUGCCCCGUCUCCCGGGGCUGGCAGAAAGGCCCCCGCACAGCUCCUGCACCUCCUGGCACGGGGCCCCGGCCCCUGCCCUGUCGCACACGCACACUCCCCGGCGGGCGGCCAUCGGCUGGUGGCAGCUCUGCCCUCCUCGAGAUAAUCGCCCCCUUCCUCCUUCUCCUCUUGUUGCUUUUACAAUCUCCCCCUCAGCCCGGCGGGGGGGUCCCAAAGGCAUCUCUCCCUCCCUCAGCCCAGCUCUGCGCCCUCAGAGCCCCAAAGCGCUGCCGUUUACAGCCGGUGUCCGAGCGGCUUCGCCGUGGAGCCCGCCCGGCGCUGGCCUGGUCCUUAAUGUCUCUCUUGCUGCUACUUCUCCUUCCCUUUGGACUUGGGCUGGCUCGGGGAGGGAGAGGUGAGGGGAGGGGAGGCCCCCAGCCCCCAGGGAUGGCUCCUGGCCCAGCUGGAGGAAGCAGGUUUGCUCCCAGCCAUCAUCUCACCAGCAUCGAACACCUGGGUGCUGCUGUGCCCCUUCCUGCGGGGCGGCGCGGGGCUCCCCGUGCUCCCCAGGGCCGCGGGACAACCCGGGUACAAUCACAGCUUCCCCCGGGGUCCCUCGCCCUGCCGGCUGGUGGCUGACGCCAAGGCUUGUCCCCUCUCAAGGCUUGUCCCCUCUCGAGCCGUGGCUGGCUGGGGCGUGGGGCCAGGGCUGGGACCGUCCCCACCAGCAGAGCAGCUCCCCGGGCACGGGGCCAUGAAUGUCUCCUCAGCGGUGGGCUCCUGGCCGCCCCCUCCCCUCCCGCAGGGCCCAGGGCACUUGCUGUUGAGCAGCACUGCCCUUCUCCUCGCCUCUCCUCCAUGGGCUGAGCCCGCAGCACUCUUGGGCCCUUUGGGGCUGGAGCUGUACAUGUCUUUUAAAAAAAAUACACCACAAAACCCCCCCAGCCUGCAGGCUGCCGCUCCCUCCUGUCCAGCCCCUCGCCCCAGGGCCUCUGCUCGGUGGCCGGUGGCCAGUGGCGGUGGCGGGCUGUGGCCAGGCUCGCAGUGCCAAGGCCAGCACCUCUCCGAGGGCGAGGGCUGCUCCAGGAGGGAAGCGGGGGGCUUGGGGCGGCAGCUGUGCCGCAGCCGUGCCCUCCCCGCCUGGGAUGUGCAAAGCAAUAACCUGCUCUCCGGGGAGUCGGAUCUGUCAGACCCAUCCUUUGUUGGUUUCUUGGCUUGGCUUGGGUUGGGGUUGGGGUUUGGGUUCUGGUUUCCUCCCCCCACCCCUCUCCUUAGGAAGUCUUAAGCCAGCAAACCCGCUGCCGGUGUCGGGGGGAGCCUGGCUCUUCCCCUUGCUUGGGGUUCAGUCCUGCUGUUUCUUCUACUUUGUUCGAAAGCUGCUGUCCCCUGCACGGGGGGCUGGCUGGGGCGGGGGGCAGCUCCCCCCCAGGUUACCGAGGGCUGGCGGACGGACAGACGGACCUAUUUGACUGUGAACUGGAACCGUGUGCGUGGCGGGGGCCCGGGGCCACCCUGGGCACAGCACGGGUGGCCACGCUGGCCCCUUUGCAGAGCAUUCCUGCUCGCUCCCUGCCCCAGCGGCACGCACCUGGCCGGGGCGUGCUGAGGACCUGGGAGGGAGAACGGCUUUUCUCCAUUCCUCAAUACAGCUUUUUUUUUUUUUUUUUUACUCUUUUUUUUUUUUCCCCCUCUCUUCUUUUUUCCCCCCUUCCCCUCCUCUCUUUUGUCUUCCUUGUAAAUGUUUGGGGUUUUUUGUGUGUGUGUUCCACAGAGUCAGAACCAAGGUUAAAUAAAUCAGAAACCUCUCCCAGA
Molecule: messenger RNA, 3215 nt
Organism: Falco peregrinus (peregrine falcon)
Lineage: Eukaryota; Metazoa; Chordata; Aves; Falconiformes; Falconidae
Gene: LYPLA2
Product: lysophospholipase 2
Exons: 10
Coding region: 89-787 (232 amino acids)
Biological process (GO): protein depalmitoylation
Cellular component (GO): cytoplasm
Molecular function (GO): carboxylic ester hydrolase activity; palmitoyl-(protein) hydrolase activity
Source: RefSeq, a predicted model, not a curated record